UAUGAUACAAAUUAAGCUAGUUUCAAAUGCAACACUACCUCUAAGAAACGGUAAACAGUGGACGAGUCCUAUUUUAUUCAAUUGCACCUCCGAUGGUAAUAAUGAAUUUGAUGAUGACGAAAUUACUUGGUUAAGAAAUGGCAAAAAAAUCGAUUUUAAGAAGGAAACUGAUUAUGCCAGGGAUAAUAAAAAAGGCCAAUUUAAAAUCAAAUUUGUAAGAAUUGAUGAAGAUAGUGGAAAUUUUACAUGCCGAAUUAAAUCCGAUGAUGAGAAAAAUGAAGAUACAAUUUUAAUUGAAAGCGAACCACAAGUUAGCUUUAAGGAGGAGAGAUCAAAAAAUCUCGUCCAAGGAGAUCCUUUAAUUCUGAAAUGUCGGGUUUAUGGACGUCCGAGCCCAGAUUCAGUUACUUGGUAUAAUCCAGCAGGUGAAAUUCUAUCUAACGAAUUUAAUAGUAGGGUAGUCUUGUCUGCCAACGAAGGUAUUGAGAAUGCUACGCUUAAGAUAAAAGAUAUGGACUUUGAUGAUAAAGGAACUUACACCUGUGAAGCAACUAAUAUAUAUGGAACGCAUAAUUCAACAAUUACUGUUAGAGUGAAGGAUAAAUUGGCCGCUUUAUGGCCAUUUUUGGGCAUUUGCGGGGAAGUUUUAAUCCUCUGUACCAUAAUAUUCAUUUAUGAAAGAUCAAGAAAGAAGAAGAAUGCAAAAGAGGCUGAAGCUGUUGAUGAAGCUGCUGAUAAAUUAACAAAUUCCAACGAUCAUCAUAUUAGGCAGCGUAAAACCUAA
Dimorphilus gyrociliatus is the source of this 784-nucleotide messenger RNA. The record is from the annotation of a GenBank genome assembly. NCBI's taxonomy places the organism in Eukaryota, Metazoa, Annelida, Polychaeta, Dinophilidae.